AGCUCAACAGUCUUCCGGUAGAAACAGAUGCACAACUGUUGGUUGAACAGUUCCGGUGUUCAUGCAAAGCUUAACGGGCAAACAACACAUUCGGUAUUUGAACACGACUCAUAAACAUGGCAUUUCCAGUUUCAAUUCAAAGUUGAAAUUAUAACGAGUAGAAACUUAUUUGGUACAAUCUACGCGCCCAACUCUGUUAUAGUAAAAAACAUGGCGGCGUCCUUGAGCAGCACAGCAGGCGCGAGGCUUCUGGGCACUUUGAGGUCGCUGCGCAGAGGCCUCCACGUCACCGCGGCGUGCUGCAAGAACCGAGCGGCUCGGGUCCGAGUGGGGAAAGGAGACAGACCCCUGACGUACGAGGAGGCGCUCCCCCCCCAUCAGAUCGCCCACCGCAAAGGGUGGCUGUCGCAGCACACGGGUAACCUGAGGGGAGAGGAGGGCACGGCCGAGCGCACCGUGGAGGACCUGUUCGUGAGGCGCUUCGUAUUCGGGACGUUCCACGGCUGCCUGGCCAACGAGCUCGUGAUCAAGAGGCGCGGCAACGUGCUGCUGGUGUGCGCUCUGAUGCUGCAGAAGUUACAGCCGCAGAAGUUUUACUUCUUAAUCGGCUACUCGGAGACGAUACUGUCGCACUUGUACAAAUGCCCCGUGAAGUUGGAGGUGCAGACCCUGCAGGAUAAAGCUGUGUACAAGUACCUGUGAUGGCGUGCUGCGACACGCUUUGCUUUUGUGAUUAAAACUGUGAGAAAAGCUUGAUUGACAGGUUUAAUACACGGUAUAUACAUACA
This is a messenger RNA of Pungitius pungitius (ninespine stickleback), 788 nucleotides long. RefSeq names its product mitochondrial ribosomal protein S24 (gene mrps24). Gene Ontology annotation, cellular component: mitochondrion. NCBI's taxonomy places the organism in Eukaryota, Metazoa, Chordata, Actinopteri, Perciformes, Gasterosteidae. Bases 211 to 702 code for a protein of 163 amino acids. The transcript has 4 exons. Gene Ontology annotation, biological process: translation. The record is from RefSeq and is a predicted model, not a curated record.